Molecule: messenger RNA, 906 nt
Organism: Aspergillus steynii IBT 23096
Lineage: Eukaryota; Fungi; Ascomycota; Eurotiomycetes; Eurotiales; Aspergillaceae
Exons: 2
Coding region: 1-906 (301 amino acids)
Source: RefSeq, a predicted model, not a curated record
AUGGAUGUCCUACUCGCAUCAUACCAGUUGCCCGAUGACGGAACGCAGACAAUGCAUGUCACCGAUAAUGCAGAUAUCGAUGAUGUAACAUACCGUGCCGUCCGAAGAUCCAGUGCCUUGACUGCGAAGACGGAUCUAGCCCAUUACCUCACGUAUCUGAUGAGCGGCGAGGCCCAGGAAGAAAGUAUAAAGAUCCUGCGGACCUGUAGUCUUUACGAUCCGGGAUAUCCGGGGAAAUGCCAUUCUUUCGAAAUGGUAGCAAACUACAUGGUGCUCAGAGACUGGGACGAUGAAUGUCACCACUUUCUCCGGCAAGUCAGUAUCGCCUUUUGUCGGAUUGAAUCUGGCAACAAUGCGUAUCAUGGCCCCGGAUGGGAUGUAGGCCGAGAUCCGCUCAGUGACAACGAGUUCUUUCAUCAUCCUACGAUCAAGAUUCGCGUAUUUAUCUGCCUUUGGCUGCUCCGAUACAAAUUGCUUGUCGGGUUCGAGCAACUGCAAGCGGUCCGAGAACAGGUAGGACAAAUAUUCCCCACAGAACUCGUGGAUAUGAUACAAGAACGUGCAGCAGUCAACGGAAUUCUGGCAAAAGGCCCAAGCUUGGCCCGAGGAGAUCAUUGUGCAAGGAUUGAAGAUCUCCGCAAAGAACUUCAAGAGUUGUGGUCUACAGUCCAUCGUCGUAAUCCUUUGAUAUGGGCAGUUCUGCUUGGCAAGAAGUUCAAAGAAAAGCACACCUGCAAGCCCAGAAAGUCAAAUAAAGCGUCAUGCCGAAAGUGCCAGGUCCAAGACAUUAAUCUAAAGGACAUAAUUGCUUCAUGGGAAAGUGUCCCUGGAGCGUUGGACUGCAUCAGACGGCUGUGCAACACUUCAGGGAACCGCUCGUUCACCCCGAUUUAUGAGUCGGCCUGA